CUUGCUAUUGGAUCUCGAGUAGUUGUAAACGACCUUGUAGGAACAGUUCGCUUUAUAGGGAACACGAGUUUCCAAACAGGAAAAUGGAUUGGUGUCGAACUCGAUGAACCACAAGGCAAGAAUAGCGGCGUUGUUCAGGGCAAGCGGUAUUUUGAAUGUAAAGCAAACCAUGGUGUAUUUGUCAGACCAACAAAUAUCAAGUUA
Messenger RNA from Gilbertella persicaria, 204 nucleotides. Its product is annotated as CAP Gly-rich domain-containing protein. The annotation marks the transcript as partial. NCBI's taxonomy places the organism in Eukaryota, Fungi, Mucoromycota, Mucoromycetes, Mucorales, Choanephoraceae. The record is from RefSeq and is a predicted model, not a curated record. The transcript has a single exon.